Molecule: messenger RNA, 182 nt
Organism: Cylicostephanus goldi
Lineage: Eukaryota; Metazoa; Nematoda; Chromadorea; Rhabditida; Strongylidae
Source: the annotation of a GenBank genome assembly
AUGGCCGAUUCACCCAACAGCUCCGGAGCACCUGAGUCUCCAAAUCAAUUUGACCCAGCUUCGCCCGGUUACGACCCUGCAUCACCACCUCAGCGGUCAGUUUCGUCGAAUAAUAGUGAUGCUGGAACUCCUUCGCACGUUUCUGCCCCGUCUUCGCCAUUGUCGGCUCAUGCAGAGUGAGU